Lactuca virosa is the source of this 1302-nucleotide messenger RNA. The record is from the annotation of a GenBank genome assembly. Lineage: Eukaryota; Viridiplantae; Streptophyta; Magnoliopsida; Asterales; Asteraceae.
CAACAAAAGAAACCCAUAAAGUCUCCAUUUUAUUAUCUCUCUAUAUAUCCAAAAAUUCUUGAAGGUGUUUCUUGAGGCAAAAUUGAGGCUCAUAGAAGAAAAAAGUAAUAAAGAGGGAUUCUAUUCUUUACCGAUAUCAAGAAACGACACCAGUUACCCAAUUUGGAAUGAGCAUGAUUUCAGACGAAAACAAUAAACAUGACAUGGUGUAAUGAUGAAAGCAGUACCCUCCAAAAUCUCUCAACUUCUUCAACAGAAAGAAGCACCAUUCAAUCAAGAAAUCCCAAUAUCAUCACAAGUUCUUGCCCUUCUUGUGGACAUACUAUCCAAUUUCAGGCUAAGGGGCUGAUUCCAGAUUUGCCUGGAUUACCAGCCGGAGUGAAGUUUGACCCGACAGAUCAAGAAAUUAUUGAGCAUUUGAAGGCUAAGGUUGGGUGUGAUACAAAUGAGCUUCACCCCCUUAUUGAUGAAUUCAUUCCAACAAUUGAAGGCGAAACUGGAAUUUGUUAUACUCAUCCUGAGAAAUUACCCGGAGUUAGCAAUGAUGGCCAAAUUCGCCACUUCUUUCAUCGUCCUUCAAAAGCAUACACCACUGGCACACGAAAGAGAAGAAAGGUACAUAUGGACGCUGAAAGGGGCGAAACAAGGUGGCACAAAACAGGCAAGACAAGGCCGGUCUUAAUUUCGGGUUCAGUUGAAGGGUACAAAAAGAUACUUGUGCUUUAUACAAAUUAUGGAAGGCAAAAGAAACCAGAGAAAACGAAUUGGGUGAUGCACCAAUACCACCUUGGUAACAAUGAGGAAGAGAAAGAUGGUGAGAUAGUUCUCUCAAAAGUGUUCUAUCAAACACAACCAAGGAAUUGUGCGUCGAACCUCAAGGAGUCCUCGUUACUUGAUGAAAAAUCUGAAAGAAACCCUAACGUUAGGAACAUGAGCUUCAUUGAAAACUAUAGCAUGUCACCUUUCAUACCAUAUGACAUUAAUGGAAGGCAACUCAGUAGGGAAAUUCCUUCUCACGUCAUCCCUAGUUUUGUUGUACAAGAAGAUACAUCACCUUCUAUUCAUCUACCAACUGGAUCAAACAAAGAAUAAGAGAUUAUAGGUAAAAAAAAAAAAGAUAUAUUGAUUCUUUCGUAGUAUCCAAACAAGUUAACUUUUGAAAGUCGCAUAAGGACCUCAUUUAUUUUUGGGGGUUCAAAUUUCAAGUUCAGAAGAAUGUAUAAAUUUUACUGCAUGAGUUAUAAUAUUGUAGUCAUUUUGAAUUACGAGAGAGACAAUAAUAUGGUUCUUUAAUAAUAGGGU